AGAAGGCAGAAAGCUACAACAUGGAUGAGCUCUUGAACCCCUUUUGGAAUCCUUCUUCUAUGGAUCAUUGAAAAACCAACAACCCUUAUUCGAGUCUUUUAAUUGGCUAAAAGAGGGGCUUUGAAGGACAAUUUUUGAAGCUAGGAAAUGCAAUCCCAGACAGUAUCAAAGAUGGAAAAAAACCAGUCUUUACUCAUCCAUGGUGAUGAUCUUAGAGGAAGAUAUUCAGUUUCUGAGUUCAUCAGUCUCAUGCCAAGUCAACUUUCUCUGUCAGACCAGAAGUCCAUCUCCCAUCUUAUGAUCUUCUGUAGCCAAGAUGAAUCUAUUCAAUUCAACAACAACAAAGGGAUUGAAGCAAUCAAAGAAAAGAUCAAAUCUGCACUUGAGGGUUUGGAUGUUUUUCUCUUCCCCACUUUAGUGCAACUGUGGAUGCCCAAAACAAUAGGCACCCAGCAGCUUCUUGAAACUACAGAUCUUCCUUUUGGUAUUAGUCUGCUCACCGAAGGACUCUGUUUGUAUAGGAAGCGUUGUUUGGAACACAGAUAUGAGCUUGAUUGUCAAGAAGAGCUUGGUCCUGUUGGACGGGUUUUUAGAAAUGGGGUUCCAGAAUUUAGUCCAUAUGUGUCUUGUUACUCAUCUAAAGAGUUUAAACUGAGGGAUUCUGCUGUUAGAUGUGGUGUAAAUGGAUACUUGGCUUUGCCAGUUUUUGAGUCAGUUAGGGAUCAAUGCGUCGGUGUGCUUGAGCUGGUUACUUCUUGGGAUGGGAAUUGUUACUUUACUGAUGCGAUUGGAAAAGUUAUUGAUGAUGCUUUCAAGGCCGUAGGACUGAGGAUUUGUGAUGCACAUUUGUCACUUCACAAGGAUAGAAUUUCUCAGCAUGAAUUUGACCUCAGUCAAAUUGAGAACGGUUUGAAUGCAUUCUGUCAUGCACACUGUAUACGUUUUGCUCAGACCUGGUUCACAAGCACUGGAGAGAACCAUAAUGAAAGUGUCAUGUGCACAAGUGAAAGGGGAUCAGUUAUGUCAGUCAAGAAGGUUUCCUCCUUCCAAAAGGAUUGCAUUCAGUUUGGCUUAAAGAAAGGACAAAGUGUUGUCUGGAGUGCAUUUACAUCUGGUGCUUCAUGCUUCUGCAAAGAUGUGAAACAGUUAAGUAUUGAUGAGUACCCCCUAGUACUUAGUGCACGCAAAGUUAACUUAACUGGCUCUUUUGCUGUCUGUCUGCAAAGUAGAUCCACAGGAAAUGAAGUUUAUGUGCUAGAGUUUUUUCUGUGCCCCUACCAACCUUCUUAUGGGAAACCAUGGACCCUCUUGAAAGCUUUUUUAGCUGCAGUACAGCAGAACUUUCAGAGUUUCAAGGUUGCAUCUGUACAAGAAUCAGGGGCGGAUACACCUUUGAACAUAAUUAAACUUGAUAGACUGGAUGAAUCUUUGGAAAUGUGUGCAACAACCGGAUCUCAACCGUUGCUGAGAUUCUCACAUAACAAAUGUGAGAAUGUACGAACACAGGACAAUCUUCCUGUUCUUCAAAAUAAUGAAGACAUGGUAAAGGCACCAGGAUUGAAGGUUCUCAGAAACCAGUCAAGAAGGCAACUUGAAGAUGCUGAGUGUAUGUCUGAUAUUGUCAUACAUGAAGAAAAGCAGUUAUGCAGAGAGCGUAGCAUUGAUAGACAGACCAACAAGAGAAAAGCUGAUCGUUCCCUUUCUCACGAAGAUGUAGGAGAAUUUGAAAACCACAAUAAGAGAACACGUAAUAGAGACCAAGCACGUUCUGAUUUACCUCCUGAUGAAGGCACUACUUCUGUUUCUCACCCUGCAGCACCAGCACCAGAAAAUGAAGGCACAAUUAUGAUAAAGGCAGCAUUUAAGGAAGGCAUGAUUAAGUUUCCACUCUCUCUCUCAUCAGGGAUAAUGGAUUUUGAGAAAGAAGUGACAAAGAGGUUAAAUUUGACAACUGGAAGCUUUGAGAUCAAGUAUCAAAAGGAAGAUAAUAACUGCAUUUUAGUAUCCAAUGAUGUGGACUUGCAGAAAUUGAUGUUUGAUAUGAUGUCACAAAGGAAGAAUACAGUCAAAGUUCUUCUUGAGCCUACUCAGAAUCAACACCUUGAAAUUUCCAGGGGUUCUGUUGGGAGCCCUAUGCUGCAGAUAAAUCCAGUGCAGAACGAGAGUAUAAAGGCACCAUCAGCGCCAGAAAAUGAAGGCACAAUUAUGAUAAAGGCAUCAUUUAAGGAAGACAUGAUUAAGUUUCCACUCUCUCUCUCAUCAGGGAUGAUGGAUUUUGAGAAAGAAGUGACAAAGAGGUUAAAUUUGACAACUGGAAGUUUUGAGAUCAAGUAUCAAAAUGAAGAUAAUAACUGCAUUUUAGUAUCCAAUGAUGUGGACUUGCAGAAGUUGAUGUUUGAUAUGAUGUCACAAAGGAAGAAUACAAUCAAAGUUCUUCUUGAGCCUACUCAGAAUCAACACCUUGAAAGUUCCAGGGAUUCUGUUGGGAGCCCCAUGCUGCAGAUAAAUCCAGUGCAGAAUGAGAGUAUAAAGGCACCACCAGCACCAGAAAAUGAAGGCACAAUUAUGAUAAAGGCAGCAUUUAAGGAAGACAUGAUUAAGUUUCCACUCUCUCUCUCAUCAGGGAUAAUGGAUUUUGAGAAAGAAGUGACAAAGAGGUUAAAUUUGACAACUGGAAGUUUUGAGAUCAAGUAUCAAAAGGAAGAUAAUAACUGCAUUUUAGUAUCCAAUGAUGUGGACUUGCAGAAGUUGAUGUUUGAUAUGAUGUCACAAAGGAAGAAUACAAUCAAAGUUCUUCUUGAGCCUACUCAGAAUCAACACCUUGAAAGUUCCAGGGAUUCUGUUGGGAGCCCUAUGCUGCAGAUAAAUCCAGUGCAGAAAGAGAGGAUCAUGACCAUAAAGGCAACAUAUAAAGAGGAGACUGUAGAGCUUCAGGUUUCCCUUUCUUCAAAAUUGAUGGAACUGAAAAAUGAAGUCAUGAAGCAGUUCAAGUUAAGUAGUGACAGCUUUGACAUCAAGUGUCUAGCUGAGCCCAAUGAAUGGAUUCCAUUGACCAGCGACAAUGAUUUGCAUAAUUGUGUGACUAUCAUGAAACCACAGGAAAACCCAACAAUCAGACUUGCUGUUGAGCCAUGCACCAAUCAGAUUCCUGAGGAAGUUGCUACUUCUGCUUCACCUCCUAUGCCACAAGCUAUGACAAAGCAAAAUGAAAGCCUCAUGACAAUAAAGGCAACAUACAAAGAAGUCAUGAUAAAGUUUCAGCUCUCUCUUUCAUCUGGACUGAUGCAACUCAGAGAUGCGAUAAAGAAACGGCUCAACCUGAGUGGUGAAAGUUAUGAGAUCAAGUAUCAAGAUGUCAAUAACAAUUGGAUUUGUCUAUCCAGAGAUGCAGAUUUGCAGAGUCAUUUAAGAGCUAUGAGAUCAUCAGACAGGUCAACAGUCAGACUUCAUAUUGAGCCCUUGAAGGCAUAGCCUCAAAAGGUUCACUAUGCUUACUGUUUCAGUUUGAACUUCAUUUUGUGGAACAUAUAUACGGGAGCCACAAAUAAUUUCUUAAUCUUCAAUAUCUAGCUUGUCUGAGAGGGAUCAACCUACACAUAAAUUUUAUUGUACAAUUAACUACCAACCUGUUGGGGAAAAAAAUCUACCUAAAUUCUACAGGA
Coffea eugenioides is the source of this 3662-nucleotide messenger RNA. RefSeq names its product protein NLP5-like. NCBI's taxonomy places the organism in Eukaryota, Viridiplantae, Streptophyta, Magnoliopsida, Gentianales, Rubiaceae. The record is from RefSeq and is a predicted model, not a curated record. Gene Ontology annotation, molecular function: DNA-binding transcription factor activity; protein binding. The transcript is spliced from 4 exons. Bases 148 to 3471 code for a protein of 1107 amino acids.